Molecule: messenger RNA, 165 nt
Organism: Phytophthora sojae
Lineage: Eukaryota; Oomycota; Peronosporomycetes; Peronosporales; Peronosporaceae
Exons: 1
Source: RefSeq, a predicted model, not a curated record
UGCGUGCACUGCUUCAAGAAGUGCAAUGGGAGACGGGCACUGCAUAACCACGUCCGCUACUGCAACGACAACCCGGACAAGGAAGCGAUUGCCAAGAAGCGCAAGAAGAACAACGACAGAGGUGCGCAUUGCGGGGCUUGCGGGCAGGAUUUCAACAAGAAAAAC